Molecule: messenger RNA, 5001 nt
Organism: Sarcophilus harrisii (Tasmanian devil)
Lineage: Eukaryota; Metazoa; Chordata; Mammalia; Dasyuromorphia; Dasyuridae
Gene: LIMK1
Product: LIM domain kinase 1
Exons: 15
Coding region: 201-2339 (712 amino acids)
Biological process (GO): protein phosphorylation; actin cytoskeleton organization; positive regulation of stress fiber assembly
Cellular component (GO): cytoplasm; neuron projection; nucleus
Molecular function (GO): ATP binding; protein serine/threonine kinase activity; protein binding
Source: RefSeq, a predicted model, not a curated record
GGGUGCCCUUGGCAAGCUGGGAGGAGGGGAGGCCCCUUGCCCACAUUUUCUCCCUUUCUCUGGGCCUUCCGAGCCUUCAGCCCCACUGGCCCCACCCCUGAGCGCCUGGUCUCUAAGUUCAUAGCCUGGGGCUGGAGGCGGGGCUGGAGACCCAGCUUCCUCUUUGCCCGGAUCCCCCCCAGAGACCGCAGCUACCGGGGAUGCUGGCCUCCACGCUCAGGAGACGCUACUUCCUCGCCAGGGCCAAGUGCUGUGAGUGCGGCGCCUCCCUCUCCCACCAGUACUAUGAGAAGGAUGGGCAGCUGUACUGCAAGAAGGACUACUGGGUCCGCUACGGUGAAUCCUGCCAUGGCUGCUCCGAGCAGAUCACCAAAGGGCUGGUCAUGGUGGCAGGGGACCAGAAGUACCAUCCUGAAUGCUUCAUCUGCCUCACAUGUGGGGCAUUCAUUGGGGACGGGGACACCUAUGCUCUGGUGGAACGAUCCAAGCUCUACUGCGGACAUUGCUAUUACCAAAUGGUAGUGACUCCGGUCAUCGAGCAGAUCCUGCCUGACUCACCGGGGUCCCGCCUCCCGCAUACGGUCACCUUGGUGUCCAUCCCAGCUUCUGCUGAUGGCAAACGGGGGCUCUCUGUGUCUAUCGACCCACCCUAUGGCCAGCAUGGCAGCGGCUCUGAGCACUCCCAUACUGUUCGCGUUCGGGGAGUGGACCCAGAUUGUAUCAGCCCAGACGUGAAGAACUCCAUCCACAUUGGAGAUAGAAUCCUAGAAAUCAAUGGUACUCCCAUCCGGAACGUCCCUUUGGAUGAGAUCGACCUGCUGAUCCAGGAGACCAGCCGCCUUCUCCAGUUGACCAUUGAGCAUGACCCCCAUGACGUCCUGGCUCAUGGCACAGUGCCGGAGGCCAGCCCUCUGGCAGAUCUGCAAAGCCCACUGUGUUCCCCAGCCCAAACACCCACCACAGAAGCAGGGGGGCCCGUCCGGCAGAGACCUGUCCUGAGAAGCUGCAGCAUUGACAAGUCACCCUGUGGCAGCUCCCUGGGUUCCCCAGCCUCCCAGCGGAAGGACCUGGGCCGUUCUGAGUCCCUCCGAAUUGUCUCCCGCACCCACCGCAUCUUCCGGCCCUCUGACCUCAUUCACGGGGAAGUGCUGGGGAAGGGCUGCUUCGGACAAGCCAUCAAGGUGACUCACCGGGAGACCGGCGAGGUGAUGGUGAUGAAGGAGCUCAUCCGAUUUGACGAGGAGACGCAGAGGACGUUUCUCAAAGAGGUCAGUCUGGCUCCGAGGGGGCACCUAGCAGUUCGUAGACCCUUACUGGCCUCAGUUUCACUUCUAGCCAAACCUUGCUUUUGUUUCAGUUUUCAUUUGUUGAAUUCACUUUUAUUUUUAGCUGGCGUUCAGACCCAACGGCUCAAGUUCAUCGGCGUGCUCUACAAGGACAAGCGGCUGAACUUCAUCAGAGACCGGGCGGCGGGGGGAUCAAAAGGAUGGGGUCAAGGGGUCAGCGUGGGGCAAAGGUCAGGGCCAAAGGGAGCUCGGCCGGGAGCAGGAGCCAGGCCGGUGGGUGAGCGGGCCAGAGGCGGCCGGUUCUGCAGCCGGGACAGCUCGCGCCCAGACGUGGCCAGGACCCCCCAAAGAAGCUCCCGUCCCAGCUCUGACAGCCCCCUCUUUCUCCCACAGGACAGCCAGUACCCAUGGAGCCAGCGGGUCAGCUUUGCCAAGGACAUCGCCUCGGGAAUGGCCUAUCUGCACUCCAUGAACAUCAUCCACAGAGACCUGAAUUCCCACAACUGCUUGGUGCGAGAGAACAAAACCGUCGUCGUGGCCGACUUUGGGCUGGCGCGGCUCAUGGUGGACGAGAAGAGCCAGCCCGACCAGCUGCAGAGCCUGAAGAAGCCCGACCGGAAGAAGCGGUACACCGUGGUGGGGAACCCCUACUGGAUGGCACCUGAGAUGAUCAAUGGGCACAGCUAUGACGAGAAGGUGGAUGUCUUUUCCUUUGGCAUUGUCCUCUGUGAGAUCAUCGGCCGUGUGAACGCCGACCCCGACUACCUUCCCCGCACGAUGGACUUUGGGCUCAACGUCCGAGGCUUCCUGGAUCGGUACUGCCCCCCCAACUGCCCGCCGAGCUUCUUCCCCAUCACCGUCCGCUGCUGUGACCUCGACCCCGAGAAGAGGCCAUCUUUUGUGAAGCUGGAACAGUGGCUCGAGACCCUCCGCAUGCACCUGGACAUCCACCUCCCCUUGGGACCACAGCUGGAACAGCUGGAGAAGGGGUUCUGGGAGACCCACCGGCGGGGCGAGAGCGGGCUGCCCAUGCACCCGGAGGUCCCCGACUGAUCCGCCCGGACAGCCCUCGCCCUCCUGGCCCCUGCGGCGCAGGAGUCCCCAUGUCUGACAGUAUCAGCAUCCGCUAACAUCGACAGCAGAGCAGGAGGGAGGGGAAGGGAUACCUACCCCUGCCCUGUCCAUUCCCGCUCCCUCCAAGAGCCAUCUGAGCCCCCCAAAAUGAACAGUCAUCAUCUCCUCGCAGCUUGCCGUGCCCGGGGUCUGGCCCCACCUCAGGAGCCCUUCCUUCCCCAGAGGACGUAAAGCCAGGUUUGUCCACUACAGCUCAGGAUCUCCCGGGGAGGGUCACCCUUCCCCGGGAAGUCUGGGGGGACGGAGGGGCAGAGAGAAAAUGUGUCUAGGUCGCCAUCGGUGACCACAUUUCAGCAUCCGUGCCCCCCUCCCCCCUUCUCCCUACCCACCAGGCCCUCUUGACCAGACCUUUCACUCCUGUCCUUGACCUUCCAUAGUUUGUUCCUUCCUCGCCCUCACUGUGACUGCCCUUGGCUUCUAGUAGUGGCUGCUCUCCCCCCAGCCUUGCUAUAGCUCACUCGCUCCUGCCCCUCGACUCGGAUCGACCCAAAGGGCGGCCCUCUCUGGCACCUUGGUUCCCGGGGACGCUUCUGUUCGGGUCCUUUUUCCCCCCGGCUUUGGCCCUGCUUUGUGAGCCACGAUCUCCUCUCCUACUGCCGGCCCCUGUCGUGAUCUCGAGGCACAGCUUCCCUAUUCCUCCCACUUGGGAUGGUGAUGGGGGCAGUAAAGGUGGGCCUGAGAAAGGAACAGAAGCUGCCCCUGGCUCUCCCCCGCCCCGCGGGGGGAACAAGGAAGGAGUUGCCCCGUCUCCGGAGAGAGAGCCACGGGACUGGCACCGGCACUUCGGGCGCCCCCAGCAUGCUCUGUCCCGGCUGAACGGGGCCGUGGGGUCAGGGGAUUUGCACUGGAAGGGAAUGAGGAAGGCUAGAGGCACAAAACCCUUAGAUUCUCCUUUUAUUUUUAAUGAAUUUUUUUCAAACAUAGAACUUCCAGGAAUCGUCCGUAAGGUUUUGUAGGCUUUGCUCCAAGUGUGUGUUCCCUGAGGUUGGAUUUUGGGGGACGUCUCCCCGUCCUUGUUUCAGGGAGUACGUACUGUAAGGGGAGACAGAGACGAGAGAAACAGAGAGACAGACAGGGAGAGAGACAGAAAUAAAGACGGAGACAGGGAGACAUGAGCAGACACAAAGUUGCCCACAGCUCUAGAAGGACAAGCACGUGGGGAGCGGGGAGCGCCUCCAUGGCCGUCCCUGCCCAGGCUCUGCCCGGCUCUCCGCCUUUCAAAGCCCUCUCUUUUGCAUUUGUUCCCUUGUUUGAGCCAUAAGCUGCCUUGGUUGUCCGGCCCCCAAGCAUCCUUCCCACUGUCCGGACGGACACGGAGUCCCAGGCCUGCGCCUAUGGCCGCACCUCGGGCCUGAGGCUGAGCCGGGACGAGAGCCAUAUUGCCGAGGAGUCUGAGCUAGAAGGACCCCGGGAAUCAUCUCAUUAUCUCAUGCCCUUGGGCUCACAGAUGGGGGGGAGGCCCCCCGCGAGUCUGGACCACCAGAGCCGGCUGCCAGUUCUCUCUGUGUACAGAAAGGGGGCUCCAAGAUUAGAGCCUGGGUGUGAGCGUGUGAGUGUGUGUGUGUGUGUGUGUGUGUGUGUGUGUGUGUGUGUGUGUGUUGGUCACUUGGACACAAGGGGCAGCAGGUGGACAAUUCAGCUCCAACAGGGCCAGGGCAGUAGAGAGAAAGGACAGAAAAUGGGUCAGUCCAGGCCUGCCAACCUGGCCUCCUGGGAAGGCCCCGCCUUUACCUGUCCCUGCCGUCCCUGUCGUCAUGGAGAUGGGAACAGAGGUUCCCAGGAGCCCUCCUCCCUUAUCCCAGGGGAUGUUUGGGAAGCCUGGGCAGGCGCCUGGUGACUGCCCUCGUCCCCGGCACAAAGGGUCCCCUUCCUGUCUGUCGGUAGGUAGUGAUCCUUGGGGGAAGAAACCCCUUUAGCUAGAGUAUUCCCCCUCCUCUUAUUUUCUUUUCUUUCAAAUCACAUCGGAAGUCACUCCAUCCCUCCGUGUCUCAGCACAGCCCCGGCAGCUGCUUGAGCGGGAGCGCCCGAGGGGCCCUUGGUGGCCCAAAGUGUCUCAACUUGGACCCCAAAAGGGCUGGAAGUGAUCCAAGGGGAGGCUGGGGGCGACCCGAUAGGAACGGGCUGGGGAAGGGAGACAGCAGGGGUCUGCCAGCAUCACCCCCGGACCUUCAUCUCCCUCCUGGCCCCAUCUUUGAUUUCCCUCCCCCAAGGAGGGACUGAUGGGAGGUGAAGGAGCAAGGGAGUCUUCAUGCUACUGUUUACCCAGGUUCUUUUGUGUAAUAUAUUUUUUAAAAAGAGUUUGUAUUAUUUUUUCAUACAGGGGCUGUAGGGGUGGGGGGGGGAGUCGGGGGGUGUUGUUUUGAGGGGAGAAGGGGUAUCUUUUUCUUUCUUUUGGGGGCCAUUUUUUUUUUCCCACUCUGCCUCAGCUUACAGGAAAGUAUUAAAACUGUGACGCAUUUCUCAGUGCACUUUGACCUGGAAGGAAAAAAAAACCCUAAAAAUGGGAUUUUUCUUUAAGGAGGUGGGAAGUGCGCCCUCCAGACCUGUGAUAACACACAAUAAAAUCCAUACUUUCCACCCA